GCCUUUACGGCUACGCUCCUGCGGCUUCAGUUUUCUCUCAGAAAGGUACCUGUUUCUUUCUCUACUAUUAGUAUUGCAGUACGUUGACAGAGCGAACCGAGCAGAAACCAAAGCAACGUUGCUUUCGCAGGACUCCAAAUGCCUGCAAGCAAGAAAUCAAUCUUUUAGAGAAAGAGAGAGAGAGUAAGUGAUUGGCAGCCAUUAAAUUGGCACCUUUAUACAAUUCUUCAGAGAACGGAGGAUUUCUGUUUCUCUUACGGGAAAAAGUACUGUCUGGCUGCUUCGUCUCUCCAAACGGUCAUUUCCGUAAGGGAGUUUCGAAUCUGCUUAUUGACAGGGUUUGUUCAGGGUUUGUUUGAGUUAAAUUAGAACUUUUCAAUCGAGCUCUUGUUUGGUCGAUUUUGUGCUUAUUUUGGUUGGAUUAAACCGUUUAUGGACCAAUUUGAAGGUAUUAAGGUUAGAUCCGCGAGUUGCGGAGACAAAUCCGAACAAAAUAGGGGCAAAUCCUUUCAGUCCGGAUAUGAAAUUCAAAGAUUAAUGUCCGUACCACCCGAAAUUGGUAGUUCCUUCACUGCUCUUCUUCAACUUCUGGAGAAUCAAUCCACGUCGCCCCUAAAUUCGGCGGAUUCCGAGGAAGCUCCGGCGGAGAUUUCCGAUGAAGUAUGGCGUAACAGUCGAAUCGAUCAUCACAAACCCGACAGUCUUCACUCACUGAAUUGCAUUCCGCCGUUUCCGUCUAACACCGCUCUACUUGACCAAGUUUCAAGGUUCUCAGUCUUCUCGGAGAACUCACUGGAGACGAGCUCAGUUCCGUCGAAUUUGCAUAAAAUAAAACAAGAAUCGGCAGAGUUAGACUCAAAACCUGACUCAUUUCCCAACCGGAAUCAAAGAUCAACAAAGCGAAAGGAGCCAGAAAAUAAGGUUAAAGGCUCGACCAAAAAGAGCAAAAGCGUUGCAAAUGAGUCAUCUGAAGAUGGUGAGAAGCUUCCGUACGUUCACGUUCGAGCUCGACGCGGCCAAGCGACAGAUAGCCAUAGCUUAGCGGAAAGAGCGAGGAGAGAGAAGAUUAAUGCUCGGAUGAAGCUACUUCAGGAACUGGUCCCCGGAUGCGACAAGAUUCAAGGUACAGCGAUGGUGCUUGAUGAGAUUAUCAACCAUGUACAGUCCCUACAACAUCAAGUGGAGUUCUUAUCAAUGAGACUUGCUGCGGUCAACCCAAUAAUUGAUUUCAACCUUGGCAGUCUACUGGCUGCAGAAAGUGGAUCUCUAAUGGACAGUAACCCUAGUGUGGUUAUGCCACUGACGUGGCCUGAAGUGCAGGAUAAUGGGAACAGACAGCAGAAUCAGCAGCUAUGGUAUUUUGAUGGACUUCAUCAGCCAGUUUGGGGUAGAGAAAAAGACAAUCCUAACUUCCCAACUCCAGGGAGCUCGCACCUCAGUUACAGCUCUUCAGCAAAUUCAGCAUCUCUGCUCUCGAAUCAACUGAAAAUGGAGCUAUGAAGCUCUGAUGGAAGCUCCAGUGUAUAUAUCGAAGAUAGUAGUAGCAGUUAAGCAGGGAGUAGAGAGGUCUCAACAUUCAACUCGGGUUUAACUGUCUUGUAUUUAACAGAGUUCAGUCAGAAAUCCAGAGUUAUCUCAGCUGAAGAGGAGAAAAUUAAGUAUGGUAUUUUUGUUAUAUAUUUUAUAAUACUAACUUGUAGGGUCAUUCAAUCUUGAUACUUCCAUGGUUGAUUGAUCCAUACUGUAUAAACACAGAACAAGUUUUUACUCGACUAUCGGAACGGUUUAGGGCUAAAAGAUAGGGAUAUGAAUAACACGUUUAUUUCUUCUA
This is a messenger RNA of Cornus florida, 1831 nucleotides long. Its product is annotated as transcription factor bHLH48-like. Bases 433 to 1500 code for a protein of 355 amino acids. The transcript is spliced from 7 exons. Gene Ontology annotation, biological process: regulation of DNA-templated transcription. Gene Ontology annotation, cellular component: nucleus. NCBI's taxonomy places the organism in Eukaryota, Viridiplantae, Streptophyta, Magnoliopsida, Cornales, Cornaceae. Gene Ontology annotation, molecular function: DNA-binding transcription factor activity; protein dimerization activity. The record is from RefSeq and is a predicted model, not a curated record.